AUGGAUCCUACCGCCAUACACAGGGAAUCUUUUACUUCCACGCCAGUUGCACACCAAUUUUACCCGUAUGCGGAUAACGGCGGUUCUUCAUUGGCGAUAGCGGGUGAAGAUUUCUGUGUCCUGGCUUCUGACACCCGUCAAA
Acaulospora morrowiae is the source of this 142-nucleotide messenger RNA. The record is from the annotation of a GenBank genome assembly. Lineage: Eukaryota; Fungi; Glomeromycota; Glomeromycetes; Diversisporales; Acaulosporaceae.